Bemisia tabaci is the source of this 2267-nucleotide messenger RNA. The record is from RefSeq and is a predicted model, not a curated record. NCBI's taxonomy places the organism in Eukaryota, Metazoa, Arthropoda, Insecta, Hemiptera, Aleyrodidae.
UGAUUGAUCUGAUUUCACUUCUACCUCCUGAUUGAAACCAACGUGACGUGAGACCAAUUUUGAAAAAAUUCCUAAAAAUUUCGAUCUUUGUAUUUGUACACCCCUUGUACUUUUGAGGAAACUUAUAAGUGUAGUGCAUUUACAUAAAGGGAUAACUUUCUACUGAUUUCUACUGAUUGAUUGUUCUGAUUUCACUUCUAUCUCCUGAUUGAAACCAGGUCGAGCGUUGCGAUGGGUGCUCGAGCGAGUCAACCCUACGAGAUCAAGGAGAGGAUUGACGGAAAAACUGUCAUCGUGACGGGGUGCAAUACUGGAAUUGGUAAACCUACUGCCCAGGAAUUCUACCGAGUUGGCGGACGUGUGAUAAUGGCGUGCAGGGACGUCUCCAAGGCAGAAAAAGCAGCGGACGAAAUUCGAAAAGAAGUAGAGCUCUCCUUCCCUCACGACAAGGCCGGAAAACUGAUCGUCAAAAAGCUCGACCUAUCGUCCUUGGAAUCAAUCCGCAACUUCGUCGAUGAUCUCAAUGAUUCGGAGGAUCAAAUCAACAUUCUCGUCAAUAACGCAGGUGUGAUGAGCCCGACCCGCAAAACGACUGCGGACGGCUUCGAGCUGACAUUUGGUACUAAUUACCUCGGUCAUUUUUACCUCACCUUGCUACUUCUACCGAAGAUCCUAGCUUCGGCCCCUGCCAGGAUAGUCAAUGUCUCGUCGCUCGCCUACGAAUACGGACGCAUACACUGGGACAAUUUAAGUCUGGAGAGGAAUUAUGGUAUGUUCACAGCUUACUCUCAAAGCAAGCUUGCCAAUAUUCUCUUUACUCGAGAACUAGCAUCCCGACUGGAUGGUUCGGGCGUGACCGCCUAUUCAGUUCACCCUGGGAUGAUACCGACGGAGUUGACCCGAUUUACGGACAAAUAUUAUAUAUUGACCCCUGUGAAAAAAUAUCUGAGCCACUUGUGGUCCCGAGUACAUACGAACGUGUUGGAAGGAGCGUCAACCUCCCUUUAUUGCGCUCUGGAUGAUUCUAUCGCCACAGAGUCCGGAUUUUAUUACCGUGACUGCGCGCGGAAAGAGUUAGCGCCACACGCUCUCAGUGAAGAAGACGCAAAAAAACUAUGGGACUUAUCUCUGACAUUGGUGGGACUAGAAGAGUUCCCCGUAAAGGACAACAAAGCCGAUGGUCUCCGAAUAGUUGCAGCAUAGUCAGUCGCUGUUUCCUCUCGUUUGAUGGUUGCUUAAAGUCAAAAUUUACCACAUUUCACAAUCUUUCAUCAUCAAAACUUCGUCAAAGGCCAAGAUGGAGAACCCAGCUACACGAAUGAUGAGUUCUUUUCAAAACGGGAGGCAGCUUUUCGAAAGUCAAGGAACACAAAACUAUUGAUUGGCAAUUUAUGUGGAUGAAAUUUGUAGGCUGUUUCUGGAGCUCAGCUGUUGACUAUCUAGACCGAAUUGGACGGUACUAAUUUUGAGGAAAAGUGAAGCAAGAGUAGCUUCAACUUAAACUAGUCAUAAUACAUAAAUUAUGUUGUCUGCCGUCGGAAAGUCAAGUUUCUGAGGCUGUAAGGGUCUGUUAUCCAACAGACCGUUGGAUGCUAGAGAUACAGCCAAAAAUAUACUCUCUUUACAGGUAUAAUCGCAUGAAAAUCACGUUGGGGACGUCAAAAGAGUCUUCCAUUCCUUACUGCGCAAUCUGCAUAGUUUGUAACACGCUUCUUCAAGUUGCCCACUUCUGCGGGCAGUUUAUCACGAUCACCGCCGGCCAGGUUUGCACGGAGGAGUUAAAAAAAACUAAUCUGAGUAAACCAACGAUUUCACUAACUUUUCAUAUUGUAUGCUUUCAAUCGUUUUCAAGCGUUUCUUUCUUUUUUCUUUCUUUGUUUUGCAAAAACAAAAACUUCGGAAAUCUGACGCAAGGAGAUUUAUAAUAUUUCGCGCGAUUUUUUGUUCAUUAAGGUAAGGUCUCUCUCCGGGCAAACCUGACUGCCGGCCACCACCGUAUACGCGGUAAAUUUGAAAACGCGUGUUACAAAUACAGAUUGCGCGCUAAGGGGUAGAUUUCAGACUUCUUCGAUGUGAUCUUCUUCGAUCUUCUUCUUCUUCUUCUUCUUCUUCUUCUUCUUCUUCUUCUUCUUCUUCUUCUUCUUCUUCUUCUUCUUCUUCUUCGCAACGUGACUUCCGAGAAAAUUUACGCUCAGAAAGUGUAUUCAGUUGGCUGUAUCUCUCACUGAGAAAAAAAAAAAAAAACAUUGGAUCUUGAGUCCAGACUC